UAUCUGUUCUGCUUGGAUGUCUUUCUCCAACUUCUGUUAACCUUGGCGCUUUUCGUCUGUCCUUUGAUCUUGUACAGCUAGCCAACCUUGGGUUUAACCCUUUUUCGUUUCUUUCCCCUUUGUCCCCUUCGAUUGAUCUAUAUGACUAUAUGUUUCCCCUUUCCUUUUCCCUCUGUUUUUGCCGCUUGAUGAGGGUAUUUCUACGCAAUGAUUUCAUCAAAGGAAUAUGCGAUACAACCUCCACAGGAGCUAUAAAUGCAGGUAGAAGGAACUCAAGGUGGCCCAAAACACACACCACUUUGCUUUAGCCAAAACAACAAUAACAAUGGGUUGCGAAUUUUCUCCCAAGCUGCCCUUCUUAGAUUUCUCCAAGCUGGAACUGAGCAGCGUGGGAAGUUCAGAGUGGGAAUCCUUGAAAUCUCAAGUUCGCGAGGCGUUGGAGGAGUACGGCUGCUUCGAGGCGUCUUACGAUAAGAUACCUUCCGACCUUUGCAACGCCUUCUUCGGAUCCAUGGAAGAGAUUUUCGAGCUUCCUUUGGAGACCAAGCUGCGGAAUGUGUCCGACAAGCCGUACCAUGGUUACAUAGGAAAUCAUCCUAGUGUUCGGCUGUACGAGAGCUUGGGGAUAGAUGAUGUCGCGGUGACUGAAAAGGUUGAAGCUUUUGCCAACUUGAUGUGGCCUCAAGGAAACCCAAAUUUCAGGUAAAUUAAGGGGUUGGUUUGACAUCGCUCUAAUUUUUACAAACUUGAACUUUUGGCUGCAAUUUUUAGAUAUAAUUAGUGCGUUUUGGAAAAAAACAAUUCAGUAUUUGGUUUAUAGAAAGGCUUGAGUUCCUACUUCCUAUAUACAGAAUUUCAUAAUUUAAUUUGAUUCAUAGAUUAUUUAGGAUAAAAAAUAGGAUUUCAAAAUUCAUAUUAUAGGGAUAAUGAGGUAAAUUACGGAUUCCUGGACAGCUAAACUUUUUUGUAAUUUGGGAGUGAGGUGGUGCAAAUUUUGAGGUGGUUGUUAAGAGAUUUCAGUUAUAUCAACUUAUAUAUAUGGGGCACGGUGAAAUCCGGGGUACCAUAUAUCUUGAGUAAGAAAACGCUAUCCAGAACAUCAAUUGACUGAUCUUUCGGACAUGAUACUAUAAUCUAACCCUUAAAGAUCAACAUCUAGGUCUUAUUCUCAAAAUCUUAUACCCCAAGAUCAAUUUAAUUAGAAACAAUAAUCGACGACUAUGAUUCGUCCAAAUACAGGCAAAAAAAUCAAUGCACCAUCUUAGGGUUUAUAGUUUAUGAUUUGGAUAAUUAGGACAUAGGGUUCACUCAUUAAUGGUUAGGGUAUAGUAUCAUGCACAAAAAUCCUGCUAAUUCAAGGUUUAGAUAGCGUUUUCAUACCCAAGGUAUGCGGUACCCCGGAUUUCACCCGGGGUACCAUAGAAGGCACCAUAUAUAUAUAUGGUGAGUCACAAAAAUGAGUGUGUUCAAUGCACGCAACUCAAAAACUAGUGAGAUAUCUCUAUCUAGAUCAUAAAUUAAAUCGAGUUUUGGUUAUGAUACUAUACCCAACCUCUAAUGGAUAAACCUCAUACACUGAUUUUCUAAACCCCAACUCGAAGUUUGAUUUAAUGAAAAACAAAAAUUGACCGUUGAGAUCGGUCGGAGCUCAUCUAAGUACAUCUAAUGGUUAGAUCACCUGCUGUAUACUAUACGUCUGACGUACACCAGUUAUUACCAUAUAUAUAUAUAUAUGGUGACCACUUCGGUGCACUCACUAAAAUGAGUGUGUUCAAUGCACCCAACUCAAAAACUAGUCUUAAGGUGUCGAAUUUUGAAUUUUAAUUUGUAGAGUUAGUGUAAUAUGAUGAUAUAACAUAUGAUAAUAACUAAUUAGAGGAUUACCCUAAGCCCUAGACCUCCAAUUUUGAGUUCUAUCCCUAAACCCAAAUUGUAAACCCUAACCCGAAUCCUAAAUCUCUAAACUCUAAAUCUUACAAAUUAAAGUAAAUAUUUAAUGGUUUUUGUGCAAAUUCAUGUGUGUUAUUGUUCAUCACAUCAUAAGUGAUGAUUGUCAUCAUUUUGACAUAAAUCGCAUGUUUAAAAUAACAGUUAUGAAGCGAGUGCACUUAAUGCACCCAAAAAAGUGAGUACACCGAAGACGCCACCAUAUAUAUAUAUAUGACAUAAUAUCGUUGCUAUAAGAACCAAACCAGAUCAACGGUUGCCAGUAGAAUCGUCAAACCAAUUAUGAUAAUGGUUGGUCCAUUACUUGGAGGCUUAUUGAUUGACCAAACGGUUUUUCACGGGUCAAAAUAAAAUUAUAUGAACCACCACGGUUUAACUAGUCCACUUGUUCACUAACCACAAAAUUUGUACAAAAAAUACUUUAACGUAAACUAAGAUCAUCAAACCAAAAUUAUUAAAUUGAUUUAUGCUUCAACUUUUUAUUUUCCAAUUUUGUUGUUGACUUUACGUGGUUCACCACUGAUUGGCACCGUAAUCUUUAUCUUGAAUUUAAAAAUUAUUAUUUCUUUUGUGUGAUAGUUUGAAUAAUUUGUUAGAUAUUUU
Molecule: messenger RNA, 2550 nt
Organism: Linum trigynum
Lineage: Eukaryota; Viridiplantae; Streptophyta; Magnoliopsida; Malpighiales; Linaceae
Source: the annotation of a GenBank genome assembly